Periophthalmus magnuspinnatus is the source of this 411-nucleotide messenger RNA. RefSeq names its product NDUFA4 mitochondrial complex associated b (gene coxfa4b). Bases 78 to 332 code for a protein of 84 amino acids. The record is from RefSeq and is a predicted model, not a curated record. The transcript is spliced from 4 exons. Lineage: Eukaryota; Metazoa; Chordata; Actinopteri; Gobiiformes; Gobiidae.
GAAUUACUAUAGGAAACACCAGAGGUACCUAGACAGGGUUUAUUUUCGCCAUAAGGAAGGUUUGCAUUUCGUAAACCAUGACGAUGCUCUCGGUCGUGCGUAAACAGCUCAGAAGUCACCCCGCUCUCAUACCUCUUUUUAUCUUCAUCGGUGGAGGGGCAACUAUGAGCAUGUUGUACCUGGCCCGGUUAGCUCUGAAAAACCCUGAUGUCUCAUGGGACCGCAAGAAUAAUCCCGAACCCUGGAACAAGCUAGAGCCAAAUCAUCAGUACAAGCUUUUUGCAGUCAACAUGGAUUACUCCAAGCUCGAGAAGGACAGACCAGACUUUUAAAUGUCACAAUUUCCCUUAUAUGUAUGAGAAACCUUUGCACUUUAUGGCCAAAUACUAAUAAAAUAAUAUAUUGAGUGGA